ACACUUCGUGCUUUUCCGGACAGCGUCGCCAUCUGCUUUCUCGUCCUUCUCCAAUCUCCGUGUUGUUGUUCGCGGUGACGCGGCGGAGGUGUAGCCUGACGCGGGCUCUUACGUGUCGGCCAGAAUAAAAGUGGAGCUCCGGAGGCCCUGGAGUGACGAAGGGAGUCUGUAUCGCUCAGCCCAUGAAGAUGGAAUCGGCAGUGGAGGCUCAGCAGAGCGCAGAGACUGCUGUGACUGAGACGGAGAGCCAGCAGAUCACGCCGGCACAGAUCGCCACGUUGGCUCAGGUAUCCAUGACGGCAGGCCACGCCUCGGCAGCGGGUCCCACAGUAACGCUGGUGCAGCUCCCCAACGGACAGACGGUCCAGGUCCACGGCGUCAUCCAGGCUGCACAGCCGUCUGUGAUCCAGUCUCCACAGGUCCAGGCUGUACAGAUCUCCACUAUCGCAGAAAGUGAGGACUCGCAGGAGUCGGUAGACAGCGUGACCGACUCCCAGAAGCGCAGAGAGAUUUUGUCUCGACGUCCUUCAUACAGAAAAAUCCUGAACGACCUGUCGUCUGACGCGCCGGCUGUCCCUCGUAUCGAGGAGGAAAAAGCUGAGGAGGACUCAUCCGCCGCGGCCGCCACCCCCACCAUCGCCACGGUUACGGUGCCCACGCCCAUCUAUCAGACCAGCAGCGGCCAAUACAUCGCCAUCACACAGGGAGGGGCCAUUCAGCUGGCCAACAACGGUACAGAUGGAGUCCAGGGCCUGCAGACUCUGACCAUGACCAACGCCGCCGCCGCCGCCCAGCCCGGAGCCACCAUCCUGCAGUACGCUCAGACCAGCGACGGCCAGCAGAUCCUCGUUCCCAGCAACCAAGUGGUGGUCCAAGCGACCUCUGGAGACGUUCAGGCCUACCAGAUCCGGGCGGCCCCCGCCAGCACCAUCGCCCCCGGGGUCGUCAUGGCCUCGUCCCCGGCCCUGCCCACCCAGGGGGCAACCGAGGAGGUCACCAGGAAACGGGAGGUCCGUCUCAUGAAAAACAGAGAGGCGGCUCGAGAGUGUCGCAGGAAAAAGAAGGAGUACGUGAAGUGUCUGGAGAAUCGAGUGGCUGUCCUGGAAAACCAAAAUAAGACACUCAUCGAAGAACUGAAAGCCCUUAAAGACCUUUACUGCCAUAAAUCUGAGUAGUUCCUCUCAUGAGCGUCGAGCUGGGCCAAGUAGCAUUUCAAUUCCUUUCAAAUACCUUCGACUGUUCUAUCCUGCCUGACUGGCCUUUUCUGCUGUGUUUGGUUGAGAAUCACUCCCUCCUCCCCGUCGGUAUGAUAACUUUAACUUAUUUACUGUCACACUGGUUCAUGGUUUUACUUUAAAAAGGGCUGACUAAACCUUAAAGCUCUAAAACAACACGCACUCUCUCUCAAAACACUGUUUCCUCCACACCUGAGUUCUCGUCAUAGUUCUGACUGAUGAUGGUUUCUGCUGAGGCGCUUCAAAACAAAACAAGUCCAAUGAUGCCAAGAAAAUAUUGUUUUUAAAUAUUCUUCAAAAUCUGUUGUUUUUGACGUCAGGUCAAACUAAAAGGUUCCGUUUUCAUGAAGAUCUGCUGACUGUGAAAGUUCAGGAAUGAGCUGUUUGGGUUCUGCUACAACAUUGGACUGGUACAGUAUCUGUAUUUACUCUGAGCAAUAAUCCCUCAUCGCCGCUGUUACUGUCGUUAUCUCUGCUUAAACAUUAAACAAUUACACUUCUAACUUCACGUCCAUAAGCUUGACUUAGAAAGUUUUCUGGUCAAAACUAUGACAAGACUCCGCAUGUAAAAAACCUUUUUCUUACAUUCAUAAUGGAAACGACUUUAAAAAGCUGCUCUGCUGUCUUAGCUCUGACUGGCUGAGCGUCUGGUACAUUUCUGAUAUGGUUUACAGCUCGUUUAAAGUCACUCUGAGUCUCACAGCAGUUAGGCCUCGGUUGUUUGAACGAAUUGUGAAGUUCUACUUGAUCCACAGGGAGCUCUGGAAGUGUUUCCAAAGACGCUACGAACUGCCGAUCAGAGGUCGAACACGAGUGUGUGAGUGUGUGUUUGUUAGCAGAUGUAUUGUAGUCUGACGUCACACCGAAUCCCUCGCACUGUCUGAUCAAGCAGCAACAUCGGUUCCAGCCAAAGUCAUGAAAAGAAAGUUUUAACUCAAGCUCUUUAUAAGAACAGAAAACUACACAGUGACGCGAUGCUGCUUUCAAAUUCAGCUUUGGCUGAACUCUAAGCAGCUUUUCACAGAGCGUAAAGAUGUUGUCAGAACUGACGUGGUUUCAGCUCUGCCCCAUAACUGUUAUCUGUACAGAAAAGAAAAAAAGGGACAAAAAUUUGAAGCAGGUUGCAUUAAAGAGCACAUUUAUUGAGCGUGUUUAACACGAGAUGUUGACCUAAUUUUAAAUUAGGCAUUGUCACAUCAGGUUACUAUAAGAAAAAAAAAAAAAAAAAGAGAAAUGAUCAUAAUGAUCAAAGUCACCAUUUUUUACUCUGACUAUCAGAUUUUGGGAGUUUCCCAGUGUUUUAGUUUGGGCAGAAUGCCAGUGAAUUCAGAUUGUGACCACAUGGCAGACGGAGUUCAUCCUGUAACCCGCUGUAAAGCACGGGUUACAUUUACAUGACUUUAACACUAACGAUGUUGAAAAGGAGAUCACGUUUGUGGGUCUGUGCGUUGUUUUGUUUGUGUUUUUUUGAGAACAUACGUAUGUGUUGGUAUUUGUUUUAUUUUUUUAUAUUUCUGUACAUAGACUCUACAGCAUGUGUAGAAAUCAUGUAUUUCUGUUUCUUUGAUAUGGAAAAUGUUCUUACGGCUUGUACGAAACCAACUUUGCAUAUUUGUAUCAUAUAUCAGUGUAAAGUUGAAAGCUGUGUGUGUGUGUGUGUGUGUGUGCGUGCGUGCGUGUGCGCGCGCAUUCAUGUGGUCCUCCAGGCCGUCAUGGCAGCUAGUGUGUGAGGGGAAAAGGCCUUUGCUGGAGAUGUUGCAGCGCUCUGCUUCAGGUCAGUGGUGUUUGUAUAAAAGAGCGACUCUGUUGAGGCCAGUUGGGGUCAAAGGUCAUUUCAGAAAUCAGUUUUGUUAUAAAAAUGUGUUUCCCCAAUUGUAUAUUAUUGUCAUUGUAUACAUGCUGUAUUUUAUCUGUUUUUAUACUUUUGUCAUGAAAUGAAAGCACUUUUUUUAAAGAUUAUUUCAUACUUUUUUGCUUUUUCGUUGGACUGAAAAGCCACUUCUUGCAGUCAUCAAGCUCAAUUGUUUUUUUGUUUGUUUUUUCCUUCAUUUCAAUUGGUGUAGAAUUGGUGGUUUUGUUCCAGAAACUUUAAUUCUUCACAUUUAUCUCCGGCUGGUUUAUGUUCGAAACAAACAAACCACAUAGAUUCUCUUCACGCCCUAGAAUCUUGUUUAUCCGCCUUGAAAACAAUCAUUGAAUCAGCUUCACAGCUUUUCCAAAUACAUCAGCCGUAACCUUUCAACAGCCUGUCUGAAAGUGUGCAUUCCCCCUUUUUUAGCUCCUGCAUAAAUAACAAACUGUGAAAUGCUGCCGCGCCACACUUUCUCUCAGAAGCAGCAUUAACUGCAGUAUAACAUAACGUUAUGGCUGACUGGUGGAUAAGAACCUCAAGAGAACCGUCUGGAAUCCAGAAUCUAACUCAUGGCGGGAUCACAUAAAGUUACGCAUAAGUGUGAGAACAUUAAUGUCUCCUUUCAGAUGUGAUCUUUGGCGAGUUGGAUUGAUCCAGAGGUUCAUAAAUGGAUCGCGGCGCUCAUGAACCGGUUAUCUUUGUAUAAAGUGUUCCAGAGGAUGAAAUGAAGGCACGUUUUACUGUCUGACCGUAAAGCCUCUGUCAGGGCGCAGGAAACGCUCCGUUACAGAGAAUCUGUGUUUAGAGGGAACUGUGAUCAGUGUCAGGGCUGUAAAAAGUUCUUCUGGAAGCACCUUUUGACACUGGUGCCAUUAUGAUAUCUAAGUUAAUCAGUUUAAGUGUAUUUUCAGGAAAUCUAAAGUAUUUCCACCCUUUGUAAUUCACACACGGAGCGCUGGUGCUGAACUAAAAAGAACCUUGUGAUCAUCUUUUCUUUCUGUUCACUUGAUAUUGUGAGCUCGGUUUUGUGAUGUGAUUCCACAAUAUCUUUCCAGCAAUGCUUUGAUUUCUGUGCCAGACUGGUUUGUACCCAUGGGCCUCAUUUGUGCAUGAAAAAAAAAAAAAAAAAAAAAUCAAUAUCCAUGUGUGUAAAAGUAUAUAUAGAGAGAAUUUCUAGGACAAUAAUAAUGACAUUUUUUCUAACUUUUAAUGUGAUGGGUUUAUAUAUUGCCAUGUUUACAAGUGAUCUAUUUAAAAUGCCAUACAUUAUUCUGUACAUUGUAGAGACGAGGUCACGUUACAUGCUGUUUGUUCGAAAGUCCUAAAAACACACCAGCCCGUUCUUUUAAAGUGCUGUUAUUCUGAUGUUUCAUCACUUUUGUAAAAACGUAAUAUGUCACAAUAAACUGCUCUUGACGAUU
Salarias fasciatus (jewelled blenny) is the source of this 4508-nucleotide messenger RNA. It is a transcript of the gene creb1b, whose product is annotated as cAMP responsive element binding protein 1b. The record is from RefSeq and is a predicted model, not a curated record. Gene Ontology annotation, biological process: regulation of transcription by RNA polymerase II. The transcript is spliced from 8 exons. Gene Ontology annotation, molecular function: cAMP response element binding; protein binding; DNA-binding transcription factor activity, RNA polymerase II-specific. Bases 183 to 1175 code for a protein of 330 amino acids. Gene Ontology annotation, cellular component: ATF4-CREB1 transcription factor complex; nucleus. NCBI's taxonomy places the organism in Eukaryota, Metazoa, Chordata, Actinopteri, Blenniiformes, Blenniidae.